This is a messenger RNA of Phaedon cochleariae (mustard beetle), 1266 nucleotides long. The record is from the annotation of a GenBank genome assembly. NCBI's taxonomy places the organism in Eukaryota, Metazoa, Arthropoda, Insecta, Coleoptera, Chrysomelidae.
AUGAAAACAGUAGUUUCCAAAACAGGAGUCGAGGUACUAUACCCGUGCUCGAUUCACCUACUAGACAACGGCCAAAUUUUUGAGUGUGAGUACAAGUCAGACCACACUGGACGAGACCUCAUCGACUACAUUUGCGAACACAUCAAUCUCCAAGACAAAGACCUAUGGGGCUUGAAAUUCGUCGACAUUUUCGAACAAAGGCACUGGCUGGAACAGGACACGCUGAUACGAACGCAAGUGAAAAACGUCUGUCCCACCCACUUCCACUUCCGUGUGAAAGUCUACCCCCCAGAGCCCUACAAACUAUUAGACGAGCAAACCAAAUUUCAAAUUUUCAUGCAGCUACGAUUGGACUUGCUCAGCGGAAGACUUGGUUGCGGUCCCAGUGACUCCGCUCUACUCCUAGCUCUCAUACUCCAAUACACGCACGGAGACUAUGACGAGGCCAUCCACUCCGGAAACUAUAUCAAAAUGAAAGUCCUGCUUAACCAAUCGUUCGCCACUGAGAUGAAAGCCAUGGAUCUGCACAGGAAUCAUCUGAAUGGACUCAGUCCUGCACAAACCCAAGACUUGUUCCUCAGAAUGGCCUGCCAGCUUCAGACCUACGGGAUUGAUCCCUACUUGGUGGAGGAUCUGGGGCAUGAGUCUUACAACCUCUGGAUCAAUCACAAGGGGAUGGUCACUUACGUGGAUGGCAGGAAGGUGCAUUCCUUGGAGUGGAUGGCUGUUAACAGGAUAUACCAGGAAGAGAACAAGCUCAAGAUCAACUUGGUGUCUGGCGAUACGGUGACUUUCGUUUGUCUCACAAAAGCGGAAUGUACUUACAUCUUCCAGGGAGCUGUUGCUCACUUGGUGUACUUCACGAGUACCGGUACUCAGUCCACUAUCGGUUUGAUAGGAAACGAGAGUUUGGAGGAGCUAGAGGCAGAUAUCAAGUCUUUUGAGGUCGUGGAGCGAAUCGAGUAUGAAGAGAUGAGGGAGGUGGAUGAGAAGAUACGGCUCCAAAGAGAUAUGAAAAAAACUGUGUGCUCAAAGAUAUAUUGUGUUGGCGGAAUAACACUUCAAGAAGCUUUGGAAAUCGCUUUCUAUGAUGAAAAUGUUACUGAUAUAUAUAUUGAGCCGCCUGAAAGUAAUGUUCUUAGGGAUGAAUCUUCAUCUGCUGACGAAGAUGAGGGUCGACUGGCUGAUAAUUUGAAUGCCAGGAAAUUUUCAGCACCUGCCGAGAACAUUUUUAUGAAUGGAGAGAGAUUAAAUGGGAUUCGAUAA